Messenger RNA from Synchiropus splendidus (mandarinfish), 816 nucleotides. It is a transcript of the gene cdx4, whose product is annotated as caudal type homeobox 4. The transcript has 3 exons. Gene Ontology annotation, cellular component: nucleus. NCBI's taxonomy places the organism in Eukaryota, Metazoa, Chordata, Actinopteri, Syngnathiformes, Callionymidae. Bases 1 to 816 code for a protein of 271 amino acids. Gene Ontology annotation, biological process: cell differentiation; embryo development; regulation of transcription by RNA polymerase II. The record is from RefSeq and is a predicted model, not a curated record. Gene Ontology annotation, molecular function: RNA polymerase II transcription regulatory region sequence-specific DNA binding; DNA-binding transcription factor activity, RNA polymerase II-specific.
AUGUAUGUGGGAUAUCUACUGGAUAAGGAAACCGGCAUGUAUCACCAGGGGCCAGUGAGAAGAUCCAGCAUCAACCUGCCACCACAGAACUUUGUUUCCACGCCACAGUACCCAGAUUUCACUGGAUACCAUCAUGUGCCAAACAUGGAAACGCACGCACAAUCUGGCAGUUGGGGACCCUCUUACGGCGCGCCGCGGGAGGACUGGGGCGCGUACAGUCUUGGACCACCUAAUACAAUCUCCACUGCCAUGAACAACACAUCACCUGCGCAAGUUCCUUACUGCUCGCCUGAGUACACGCACAUGCAUCCACCGGCGUCUGCGGUAUUACAGCAGCCGCAGGAAAGCGUCAACAGUGCGCAACUUUCCCCUGACAGAGACGGACGGCGCAACUCUUACCAGUGGAUGAGCAAAACCGCACAGUCAUCAUCCACAGGGAAGACAAGGACGAAAGAGAAAUACAGGGUAGUGUACACAGACCACCAGAGGCUGGAGCUGGAGAAGGAGUUUCAUUAUAACAGAUAUAUCACCAUCAGGAGAAAAGCUGAACUGGCUGUCAAUCUGGGGCUGUCAGAGAGACAGGUGAAGAUCUGGUUCCAGAACCGCAGAGCAAAGGAGAGGAAACUGAUCAAGAAGAAGAUGGGACAGUCCGACGGCAGCGGAGGUUCGGUUCACAGCGAUCCCGGGUCAGUCAGUCCACUGCCGGUACCAGGCUCCCUCAGCCCCUCGGACAUCCACGUAUCUCUGUACCCCCCGCCGCCCAUGAACACAUUGCCCUCUAUUAGGAAUAUACAGCAAGUGACUGUGACUCAGUGA